Messenger RNA from Suillus plorans, 1062 nucleotides. RefSeq lists its product as uncharacterized. The record is from RefSeq and is a predicted model, not a curated record. Bases 467 to 1003 code for a protein of 178 amino acids. Lineage: Eukaryota; Fungi; Basidiomycota; Agaricomycetes; Boletales; Suillaceae. The transcript has a single exon.
UACUUCCUGCCACCAGCUAAUUUCAAAAAUUCCCCCUGGACGCUGACAGCGCAUUGCCUUUAUCGAUCGUGGGCGCCCACAGAUUUUAUGCGGCGCUGACUGAUUUCCUUUCGCUAAUUGGUUAUUGGGCAAGUGCGUACGGCGCCAUCCUCCUUGUCGAACACCACUACUUCCGCAAAGGUGACUUCAGCACCUACGACCACGCCAUAUGGAACGUUCCGGGCCGUCUUCCCUGGGGAGCAGCUGCACUCACAGCUGGAAUACUGUCUUUUGCCCUGAUUAUACCCUGCAUGAAUCAGGUGUGGUACCAGGGCCCCAUCGGCAUCACCUCAGGUGAUAUCGGUUUCGAGAUUGCAUUCCCUCUUGCAGCCUUACUUUACAUCCCCCUUCGAAAGCUAGAGCUCAAAUACCAGAAUACCAAAUAGUAAGUACCGUUCGGUCGAGAUAGUUGUAAGUUAGAUGUGCGAUGUGCUACGGAACGUGUACUGUCUUACUGUGCCUAUUUCUAAUUUUACUUACCUUCGAUCAGAACAGCAAUCUAGGGUCGCUCCUAUCUUUUUCGCAUAAAGUAUGCUCACGAAGCAAUUGCAAAUCGAUCCUUCGGAGCCGAGAUAUCAUCCCCGGUGAGAAUCAGACAGUGCGAGAGACUCGCCGUUCGCGUCGUGCACUGCCAACUAAAACCGCCUCGCACGAUCUCGACAAGAACAUGCGGGCGAAUGCACGAUGCAAAGAUAGUCAGUAUCGUGUAUCGUCGUGCGAGGAUAGUUCGAGUUUUGACACAAUGCAGCACUGUAUUGCAUUUGUUGCAGACGAUUCAUAUCAUACAGGGAACGGUAGUUUACAUGCAAUACCGCGAAAGCAGUCCAACGCUCGUGCCUCGGGUCCGGUAUUUAUGUGUACGUCAUAUGCGCUAUAUCAGUCAGCCCUACAGCUGAGCGCUGAUCACCGAUCAUUGAUCAUCAAGAUGGCUGAGCCUGAGUUGCAUAGUCGGGACUUCGGAUGAAAGAAGUAAAUGUGAAAUAGUUAUGCACCUGUAUUAAAAUUUAAUGUCCAUCAGCGUGU